Oldenlandia corymbosa var. corymbosa is the source of this 1671-nucleotide messenger RNA. Lineage: Eukaryota; Viridiplantae; Streptophyta; Magnoliopsida; Gentianales; Rubiaceae. The record is from the annotation of a GenBank genome assembly.
CGAAAAUUUGCAAAUACUAGUAUUACUUUCUUCUGUAUAUAUCUCUUUAAUAGCGGACUAAGUUAUCAUCGUUUUAUUACUAUAUAAAUUCUAGUUGAUUUUUUGGUCUUAUGAAACCCUAAUCACGUUUUGAUCCUGAUAUUACCGAAUCUUCAUCGUCUGGACUGAAAAUCUGUCGAAUGCCUUGUUUCUACAAUGGUUCAUGCCAGUGCAGAGACCGAUUUCCAGAUAAAACAUCUGAAAAAAUCCCAACUUUCGGAGCUCAGCUCUGAACUCAGAGAUGAUUUCAUCAGCAAUUUGCCAGACACAGUUCUGUGUCACAUUUUGUCAUUUCUGCCCACGAAAUUUGCAGUGGGAACCUCCAUUCUCUCAUCCAAGUGGAAAAACCUGUUUCCCUUGAUCCCAAAUCUUAAUUUGGAAUUCGAUGAUUCCUUAAUUUUGCAUCAUCCCAAUGGAGGAGAAGAAGAACCCAGUACUUCAAAAGAUGCAGAUACGGCGGAUAAAUCAGGGGAAGAGCUUAAAAGUAGUUUUACUGAUUUUGUUGGUGGGGUUUUGAAGAGCUUGCUUCAAAAUAACGCUAGUAUUUGCAAAUUCAAACUCGAAUGUCAGAAAAAGUACACAGAUGAUUGCAUCGGUUCGUGGCUUCGCGUUGCUGUCAUGCUUGGUGUCCAAAGUGUUUGUCUAAAAGCCUCAAUCCGAGAUUCUUGUAAGUUAGUUGCUAGUCUUAAUGGAUGCACUAGCUUAUUGGCGUUGCAUUUGGAUAGUAUUUUUUCCCUCAAGGUUUCCGCUGUCAACUUUCCCAAUUUGAAGAAAUUGAUCCUUGAUUAUGUUCAGUUUUCUGACGGUGAAUCUGUAGAAUUGCUCUUCAAUGGAUGCCCUGUACUCAAUACCUUGAAGCUCCAGUUUUGUGUCCUCCUUGUGGAUGACUUUGCUAUCUGUAUGCCGUCACUGACUCGUUUGGUUAUUUGCGGUUCUUUAAUUAGAAGUAUCUUUUCCACCGUGGUCAUUGAUACCCCAAAGCUCAAUCACUUCUCCUAUGUUGGCUUACUUACUGAAUGUUACUUGUUGAGAAAUGUUGAUUCUAUUUAUGCUUUAGCAGUACAUAUUCUACCCAUCAACACACUCUUGGAGGACCAUGAUGAAGAAUUGGAGGUUUCCAGCUAUGAAUACGUGAAGUUAGCUGAGGCUCUUCGUGACCUGUCAGUUCCAUUACCUAAAUUUUACAACUUGAAGACCUUGGUACUUGGAGCUAUGGGGAUGACUGGAUGGAAAACAUUGGCAUGCUUCCUUGACAAUGCUCCUAUUCUUGAAGCUCUAUUCCUGUUUGGGGGUUUUAAUAUGUAUGAUGGGGGCUUUGCCAGUUUCUUAUCAGUACUGAAUUACGUGCCGUAUUGUUUAGCCUCAAGCAUGAAGAAGAUUGAGAUUGGAGCAUUUAGUGGCCAAGAGGAUGAAAUUAUGCUGCUCGAAUAUUUCUUACAAAAUGGAAAAGUCCUGGAGAAGUUGGUAUUUAACUGUGACUUUGACUGGCGCAAGAAUAAUGCAGUCUUUAACAGACUGCUGGAUGCUGAAUCCGGAUCAGAGACUUGCAAGAUAUCUGGACCCGAAAAAGGUCGCAUGGUUUCUUUGUAUUGUCUGGAAAAGUUUUAUGGAGUUUCGACCUCUCGGGAAUGA